AUGAAGUUCUCUGCUUCUGCGUCUGCCCUUCUUCUUUCUGGGCUUGCUGUGGCAGCUCCCUUGACUGAGAAGCGUAUGGAAGCCAAGGCUCGACGUGCGACUUCCGGCCGCCACUCCAACUUCCCCUACGCUGUUGGCACCAACGAAAAGCUGGUUCUCACCAACACUACAAAGGAAGAGUACAGCUCAAACUGGGCAGGUGCUGUCCUCAUUGGCACUGGCUACACGAGCGUAACUGCUGAGUUUGUUGUCCCUACCCCAUCGGCUCCCUCUGGCGGUAGCAGCAGCACCCAAUACUGUGCCUCUGCUUGGGUUGGUCUCGACGGUGACACCUGUGGCACCGCCAUCCUUCAAACUGGCAUCGACUUCUGCGUUCAGAGUGGUGAAACAAGCUUUGAUGCGUGGUACGAGUGGUACCCAGAUUAUGCGUACGACUUUAGCGGCAUCACCAUCUCUGUUGGAGACACGAUCAAAACCACUGUGACUGCUUCUAGCAAAUCCGCCGGUGUCGCCACCGUUGAAAACGUCAGCACUGGAAAGACUGUCUCUCACAGCUUCUCGGGAGAAAGCAAUAAGCUCUGCGAGUACAAUGCCGAGUGGAUCGUCGAAGACUUUGAGUCCGGAUCCUCCAUGGUUCCCUUUGCCGACUUUGGAACAGUUGAGUUCACCGGUGCUGAAGCAACACACAGUGGCUCCACGGUCGGUACCUCUGGUGCUACCAUCAUGGAUAUUGAACAGAGCAACACGGUACUCACUUCUUCCUCUGCUUCUGGCAAUACUGUCACGGUCAAGUACACUUAG
Molecule: messenger RNA, 801 nt
Organism: Talaromyces rugulosus
Lineage: Eukaryota; Fungi; Ascomycota; Eurotiomycetes; Eurotiales; Trichocomaceae
Exons: 1
Coding region: 1-801 (266 amino acids)
Biological process (GO): proteolysis
Molecular function (GO): glutamic-type endopeptidase activity
Source: RefSeq, a predicted model, not a curated record